AUGUCGACGCACGCGGAGAAGAUUGCGGCCGCGCGCCGCAAGGCCGAGGAGAUGAAGGCCGCCGCCGCGGCGAAGCGGCUUGCGCAUGCAAAGCGACGGCAGGAGGGCGACGCCGCAGCAGCCGACGACUCCAAGCAUGAGAUAUUUGUGCCAGGCGAGCACAGCGUGGUGCUGAUCGACUGGGAUGACACGCUUUUUCCGACCUCCGCGUGGAAGGACCGCGUGCGGGAGGGCGCCUCUCCGCCGUCGGAGCGCAAGGUCCAGCUCCUGUCGCAGGCAAUCAGCGGCUUCAUCCGCACGCUGCAGCAGAGCGGCGAGGUCAAGAUCGUGACGCACGCGUGCAAGGGCUGGUACGAGAAGAGCUCGGCGGUGCUCCUCCCGGAGACCAAGGCGCUGCUCGACAGCCUGCCCGCGCGCUACCGAGACAGCUACGGCUCAAAGUACAUGAAGCCGAAGCCGGCCGGGCAUAAGUACAUGACGACGAUCGGAUCGGAAGUGGACAACUACGCCGAGUGGUACAAGACGGACAU
Messenger RNA from Emiliania huxleyi CCMP1516, 530 nucleotides. RefSeq lists its product as hypothetical. The annotation marks the transcript as partial. The record is from RefSeq and is a predicted model, not a curated record. The transcript has a single exon. Lineage: Eukaryota; Haptophyta; Isochrysidales; Noelaerhabdaceae.